GUUUCCGGCAAUGUUAGCUGAAAAUAUCUUGCAGUAGCUUUACGUGCUCCCGGUUCAAUAUUACUGUUGGUAACCGAGCUGCCCAAAUUAAACCUAUAAUGGCAAUGUCGUUAGCGGUGGUUUUAUUACUCAUAAUAGGGAUUUCAUUUACACACGGAACGACGAAUGUCAAUCCAGAGUAUGGACGUUGGGAUAAGACUCGUAUUCCUUACUGCUUUGAUUCUCAGCUAACCACGGUAGAACAGUCAGCCGUCAAUAGUGCCAUUGCGAUUCUAGCCGGCACUACUGGAGCACUGCAAGGCUGUUUGGUUUUCGCGCCGGUACCAUGUACUUCCACAGAAUUUAAAAUUCGAUUCACUAUUCCCACUGGCACCGGAACGGCCGCAUACUCAUCCAGUAUGCCCGGUCGCUGGAUGAGGGCGCCCACCGGAACAUAUGAGCAGGCUGUCUCCUUGGCACGCGACACCCUGACGCGCUGUAGCACCGAUCCUAGGUGUAUAGCGCGCUACAUUGUCAACACCAUGGGCAAGCGUAACGAGCACGAACGUGGUGAUCGUGAUAGUUUCAUUACGGUGCAACCCGAUUCAGCGCUGACCGUACCGGCAGCUUACCGCAAGUACAGCGAACAAGAAGCGUACUGGAAGAGUUAUCCUUAUGAUUACUGCAGCAUUACGCAUAAUCAGCCCGCUGACUUCGCUGCUACUGGAACCGCUUUCACACUACCGGCUUCUGCGCCCAUGCCCUGUAUUCCCAGACUGAGUCAGAUCAGUGCCACCGACUGCACACUGCUGAACAUCACCUACCAGUGUGGACUCCGAUGUGAUACCACCAAUGUUUAUGUUGCCCAGUGCAACCCCGCGCAGUGCACCGGCGUCACAACCACGACUACGACAACGACGACGACCACACCAACCACAACGACCACGACACCGUCACCCAACUGCCAGGUCAACUUCUGCUCCACCCCGCCACCCCAGAUCAACGAAGCAUCACUGCUCUUCAACAAUCGAUACUAUCUAUUCUCUGGUGCCUGUAUGAUCGAAGUUGACGGCCCGACAACGAGACUGAUUACCGGAGCACAAUCGCGAACCAUUGGCAGUAUGCUGAUCGGUGUAACGGGACCGGUGUCAGCCGUGUGGACGGAUCAGAUGAGCUUUACUACUUACGUGCAGACACAGGCUAAUCAGUUUUAUUCCUGCUCGGGAGCCUCCGGCGCCACAACUGCAACGUGUACACAACUGCCACAAAGGCCAGCCACAAUAACGGGUUUCGGACCCAACGAUCCGGAAUUCGAAUGGGCCGGCUCGCAAACUGGACCGUACGCUUGGUACCGUUACAGCAAUACAGCAAGGCAGUAUGUUAACGAAUACACCCAGCAGCAAAGGGCACCCACAACCGGAACCGGCGUCACGGCUGGUAUUACCGGCAACUGGAACGGUGUAUAUAUGGUUCGAGGAACCGGCGGUACCAACUCCGUAGUGGUUAUUGGAUUGGAUAAUACCGGCACCAACCAGAUGGUACAAACACUGACACCACAAGGAAACGAUGUAUUCCAAUGGACCGGCACCGCCACAACACUUACCACCGCCUUAGGUUGCACAGCCGGCACUAAUACCGGCACCGGUACCGGGACUGGAACGGGAACCGGAACAGGGACAGGCCAAGGUCCCCCACCGGUUAUGGAUUUUAUCAAUCGACCAAAAGUUAACGGCUAACAGCGCUUUGGCGUCUGUCCUAGCGUUUGUUUCUGCUUUUGCAACUUGCCUGACAUACUUGAUGGUGUUCUGAUUAGUAGACGUUAAUUUUUGUGUUUUUUUCUGCAAUAAACCAAAUCCAGUUAUUUUGUAUCAGCAGCAUAUAUAGCCAGAGCUGCACUACCAUAUGCUAUACAAUAUGUUAUAUCUCGACAUUCGCAUAAAAAAAUAUCGGUA
Paramacrobiotus metropolitanus is the source of this 1931-nucleotide messenger RNA. Its product is annotated as mucin-5AC-like. Gene Ontology annotation, molecular function: zinc ion binding; metalloendopeptidase activity. NCBI's taxonomy places the organism in Eukaryota, Metazoa, Tardigrada, Eutardigrada, Parachela, Macrobiotidae. Bases 99 to 1715 code for a protein of 538 amino acids. Gene Ontology annotation, biological process: proteolysis. The record is from RefSeq and is a predicted model, not a curated record. The transcript is spliced from 12 exons.